GAAUAACGACAAAGGAGCAAGUAAGACAUCAGCGAAGAGCAAUGAAAGCAUAGAUAUAGAAAUACAAGAAAAACAAGUAAGAGAAAGAAGAAAGGAACAGAAGAAAAGAACGAAAGCACAAGAAGGAAGGAGAUAG
Molecule: messenger RNA, 136 nt
Organism: Diversispora eburnea
Lineage: Eukaryota; Fungi; Glomeromycota; Glomeromycetes; Diversisporales; Diversisporaceae
Source: the annotation of a GenBank genome assembly